UCACAAAAACAAAGAAGAAGAAGAAGAAAAGUGGUGCAGAAGUGUGUUCACGAGUGAAAAAUUUCUCACGAGCAAUUUUCUCACGGUUUUUCCACGCAGUUUUCUAUUCUAAGUGAUUUUUUACCAAGUAAAAAGGCAGAGAAAGGGUGCAGUGUUGUGAAAUGAUGUCUGUGGUGCAGUGAAAUUGGCUGAAAACUUGGGAAAAAUCUCACUGCAAAAACCAACAAAUUACACAACGUAUUUUUUCUGCGCCUGAAAUUCAUUUUCACGGACUUUUUUCCUGUGAUCGUCAGCAGAAAUCCAAUCCCAUGUAAGUUUUCCACCUAAUUGGUCAGGUCAGGAGCUUUGUGAGGUGAUCCUGGGGCGGAGGGUGGAUUUUUCUGGAUGGGGAAAAAAUCGAUGAACGCUUGAGUUAAAAGGACUUUGCACUCGAUUCAUUUCUUGCAUUUGUGAGUCCAAAGUUGAAGAAAGCAGCUGCAUUUCCUAUUUUCUCCAGUUUUUCCUGCUCAUUUUCCUCCGGGAUUGCUUUAUUAGGAAGUCACUGGGGAAGAGAGGAGUGUCUCAGUUAGGCAUUGAUCAUGUCGCAGUACAGUGAAUGUGUCCGAGAGACACCAGCCACAGCUCCGGAAAGUCGAAGUGUCCUGGCCCUAACACUCAUGGAGGAUCUGUCGAGUCUGAGAAAGCGACGAGCGUGGAAUCCGGAAGAGGAUUCACUCGCAUCGGCAGACGAUGACAUUGAUUUAUUGGACAUGGGGGAUGAUGAUGAUGAUUUGGGGGAAGAGGAGGAAGAUGGAGCAGGUUGUCCACUGCCAUCGACUCCGGAGGACAAUCAAUUGCUAGAGGCUGAGAUGACGGAAGUGUUGAAGGCUGGAGUGUUGUCUGAUGAGAUAGAUCUGGGUGCUUUGGCUCACAAUGCAGCAGAACAGGCAGAGGAAUUUGUCCGGAAGGUAUUGGAGGCUUCGUGGAAGGUUUGUCAUUACAAAAAUCUCCCACGAUGGCUCCAGGACAAUGACUUCCUCCACAAAGGUCACCGUCCACCACUUCCGUCCUUUGGUGCCUGUUUCAAGUCCAUCUUUCGCAUUCACACUGAGACCGGCAACAUCUGGACACAUCUACUAGGAUGCUUUGCUUUCGUGGGAGUUGCCUGUUACUUUCUCACUCGUCCUUCGAUUGAGAUUCAGUUGCAGGAGAAAUUGAUCUUUGGGGCAUUUUUUGCUGGAGCUAUUGUUUGCUUAGGAUUUUCUUUUGCCUUUCACACACUCAGUUGUCACUCUGAGAUGGUGGGGAAGUUAUUCUCGAAGCUGGACUACUGUGGAAUUGCUCUGUUGAUUAUGGGAUCGUUCGUGCCAUGGCUGUACUAUGGCUUCUACUGUCACUAUCAGCACAAACUUAUUUACUUGAGCGUCGUGGUGGUUCUGGGGCUUCUGUCAAUCGUUGUAUCUCUCUGGGAUAAAUUCUCUGAGCCCAAUUUGAGACCUCUUCGAGCUGGUGUCUUCAUGUGCUUCGGCCUGUCCGGGAUCAUUCCUGCCAUUCACUAUGGACUCAUGGAGGGUUGGUUCACGCAAAUCAGUCGAGCUAGUCUCGGUUGGCUCGUCCUCAUGGGCAUGCUGUACAUCCUGGGCGCCUUAUUCUAUGCUCUGCGAGUCCCUGAGAGAUGGUUCCCAGGAAAAUUUGAUAUUUGGUUUCAAUCUCAUCAAAUAUUCCAUGUGCUCGUCAUUGCUGCUGCUUUUGUUCACUAUCACGGCAUCAGCGAAAUGGCCAUGUAUCGUGUGACGGUAGGAGAAUGUCAGGUUCCUCAUCCAGCUAUUGCCUUUUAAUUGAGAGACAUUGAUUAGGACAAAAGAAAAAUAGUAUUGAUAACUCUGGAGCAUCAUUGUCUAAAAUACUUUCUACAGGUAAAAAAGAAAACUGUGUAUCAUUGUUGAAGGUAAGUUAAUAAAAAAAAGAGGAUAAAGGAUGCAGAUUGAGGACAAAAUACAAAGAAAUCAAGACGCUCUUAAAGUCAAAAUAAUUGUAAUUUACAUAAUUUAUAGUGUUAGCUUAAAAUAAUUAAUUGAAAAUGAUAUACACUGAUCGAUGAAUCCACUGGGAGACAAAUUUGUUUUCUUGAAAAAUGAAGUAUUUACUAUCUCGAAUAUUUUCAUUUUUCAUUUUUUUGAAAAUUUAUUUUUUUCGUUGGUUUAAAACAAAAAAAUGUAUACAAUUAUUGAGGUUUAAUUGAUUUUGGUUUUUUAAAAAAAAUUUAGAAGUGAAAAAUCUAUUGCGGUUUAUUUUAUUGAAAUUUUAUAAUGAUAAAUUUUGUUGAUGAUAUCACAUUUGUUUUGCCGAUAGCAAUGGUUUCUGUCACAUAAAAGACAUUCAAAAGUUCAUUUAGUAGUCAUUCUUUCCGAUUCGAUUAAUUUCUCGCUUCUUUGAUCAAGAUUAACAGAUUUUGAAUGGAAAAAUCCCAAGAUAUAUUAAUUUGUCUGGUGUUUUGUUGAUCAUACUGAAGGAGGAAUGGAAGUUGAAAGUGAGAUUGAAAAUUGCCAGAGGACUGAAGCGCAAGUUGUUGUGUCUAACUUUUCCUUUCAAAUUUCUUUUCUUUUUCUGUUUACUGGCUUAAUUGCAAUUAAUUUGAUCCGAGGGGAAUUUUCAAAAGAUUUUUUUCCGCUUCAUAUUGAUCAAAUGGUGAAAGAGACAUACACACAGAAAAAAAUCUUGUAGAUUUGGUUUCAAUUCAAAACAACCAUUAUUUAGAUUUUUUUGUAACAAUAGUUUGUCUUUUUAAUUGCAAAGCAUUGGGCAUUAUUUUACUCUACAGGAACCUCAUUUGGAAUUCUUGUUCUGCAGAAAGGUUAUUAUUCUUUUUACUGAAUAUUGCCUUAAAUACUUUUAGGACACGCCCCUUUCGAGAGAUAUUGAAAAUACAUAAUUUAUUUACCUUUCAAUUUUGAUAGAACGUUUUCGAUGGCAAGUAUAGUAAAAGAAUUUUUCUCUAAUUGAAAUUGUUGGCAAGCUCGGGCAAUAUUUUGUCGAGAAAAAAUUAGAUCACGCCCCUUUAUACACCAAAAAAUUUGAUACCACUGUUAAAAAUAAGGGAAAGUGUCUCGGAUUGAUACAAAAUAAGUGUUGCAGGAGCUAAUUGGUUUUGGCCAUGGUUAAAUUUUCGAUUAACUGGUCAAUCCGACAAACGAAAGACAAUAACCAGUAAUCAAUUAAUGAUUGGUUACGAUCGAGAGUUUGACCUCUGAAAUACAGAAAUAUUGGAUUCAGAUCUUCGGCGUUCGUCAGAGGUAGCUUCUUUUUUCAUUUGGAAACUCAAAUUUGCAGAAAAUUUGAGUUUUUUCAAUUAAGGAAAAGAAAUUGCUUCUGACGAAUACCGGAAGAUCUGAAUCCAACAUAAUCUGUCAGAUAUCCUAGAUUACAAACAUAUCCCUCAUUUAGAACAAAUUCCUUGGAAUUAUUUAAAGAAAAAGAGACAUUUGACUUCUUGAAUUCUUGAAUUAUUCGUUCCAGAAUUGCAAAUCUUGAAAUCCACACGGUUUGUGUCUUGAAUACCACGGUUCCAAGACGUUUGAUAGAUUUGUUAUAUCGGUCUUGUUCUCACUAGAGAUAUUUAUGUCCAUACUGAAGCAAAUUGCCUACGCUUGAUAGGAAAAAUAAGCAUAGUGUCUUCAAAUUUCCCGCGCCCCAAAAUAGUAUACAUUCAGGCGUAUUUUAAGAAUGAUUUCAUAGUUUGACUCACAAAAGUAGGCAAACUUCCAUAAUUGUAUGCAUAAUCUCGUCAGGUGCAUAAUGCCAGGACUGAGUGUAAUGUACGAUUUCCACAAUCGAAAAAGCCCUUCUAAAACUUAUACAGUGAUGUGGAACAUAAAAAAUCGUACAGUUCCAUCACAGUCUAAAUGAAAAGCAAAAUUCUGUCAAUCAGCAUAAGUUCCACAUUUGGUUGACCAUGGAUUGAGAAUCUGUCAACGGAUAUGGUUGAUGCUCAAGCUUUGACCAAGUUCCACAUUUUAGUCGCUUCAUAAUAAAGAAAUUCCGUCGUAAUCUAAUUCGUUGUCGAGAUCUUUUCAAUUAUCGGUUUGUCUUUACUUGGACCUAAAUUAAGAAUCUCUGCAGUUCUAAACGAGUUCCACAGCCGAGACACUUGUCUUUCAGUCAUUUAACCUAGAUAAUGGUGUGAAUGAUUGAUAAUUAUUGAAUAAUUUCUAUCGUAUGGUCGUAUAUUUUUUUAUUAUAAUAAAAUAGCGAAACAUAGCCCAAGAUUUUUAAUCGACACAAGUAUUCUGUAUGGAUCAAUAGACAUCUCCGGAAUUCGGAGGAGCUUAACUUAAGAUUUUUUGAAUAUUUUAACAGCCUACAAAAAUUCUACAGAUUUUAACUAAAACCCUAAAUCAAUCUUGGUUUGCGGUACUGUUGUAGCCCUGCCGUAAUAAGUCGCAAUAAGUAAGCCGUAUCCCUCUGUUUUCUGAUCAAGUAAAAAAUGAAUUAAAAUUAUGAAAUUAUAUCUCUUUCGUGGGACGUGAUCAAAAAUAUUCAGGCAGAACUUAUUUCACUUUUCUUGUAGUACUUUUCUCUUAAAGAACUUUGAAAUUAAAUAAAGUUUCAGCGAAAUAAUGCCCAGGUUUGAAGUUUUGCUUUGGAAAGUAGUGUACUUUUUAGUAGAUCCUUCUGAGAGUAUACCAAAAAAAAAAUAACAAAAAAAAUAUCUUAUUAAGACAAGAUACUGUGACAGUGAAAAAAAAGAACUAAUAAUUGUAAAAAAGAAAAUCGUAGAGUUAUAGCCAAUGAGUCAUAGGUAGUGAAGAAAAUGAAUAUCAAUAAUUUGUAGUGAAAGAAGGUGGAACAGUAUAAAAUAGUAAAAAGUUUGGGCAUUGUACUUUGUUUUACAUUUAAAAAUGAUAUCCACUUAAUUGAGAAAAAAAAACAAAAACAGGAAUAAUCACUUGAAUAAAAAAAACACAAUGGGACGUGGAUUAUUCUCAAAUAGAAAAAUUUUCAAGAUAGAAUUGCACAUAACAUCAAUAGUUAAUGAAAAUCACCCAAAAAAAGAUCAUAUUUUAAAUAGGUUCACCUAAAAAGCUUUCACUAUUUGAUAUUUUUUUGUCAUCAUUCCACAUCAUUAAAAAGAAAUAGGAAAAAAAUGCUUUUGCGGUGGAUAUUCUCGAUAAAUUGGGAUUAUUCAGCACAAAAGAUUAAAGGAAAUUAUUAAAAAAAAAACAUGGAAUUUAUCCAAGAAUGUCCUAUCCAAUCCUAUAUAAAAAAAAGAGUAAAUUAUAUAAAGAAAAGAUGGAUCAAUGCAAAGUAAUUAAUUUAUUUCCUAAUUUAUACCAACCAACUUGACUUGUAAAAUGUAUAAAUUACAACCAAGAAAAUAAGGAGACAAAGUGUAAAACAAUAAAUUUUGAUAAAAAUUCAACCAUGGA
Messenger RNA from Phlebotomus papatasi, 5405 nucleotides. RefSeq names its product adiponectin receptor protein (gene AdipoR). Lineage: Eukaryota; Metazoa; Arthropoda; Insecta; Diptera; Psychodidae. Gene Ontology annotation, biological process: adiponectin-activated signaling pathway. The record is from RefSeq and is a predicted model, not a curated record. The coding region runs from base 579 to 1817 and encodes 412 amino acids. The transcript has 5 exons. Gene Ontology annotation, molecular function: signaling receptor activity. Gene Ontology annotation, cellular component: plasma membrane.